This is a messenger RNA of Balaenoptera musculus (blue whale), 1955 nucleotides long. It is a transcript of the gene EN1, whose product is annotated as engrailed homeobox 1. The transcript has 2 exons. Gene Ontology annotation, biological process: regulation of transcription by RNA polymerase II; multicellular organism development; neuron differentiation. The record is from RefSeq and is a predicted model, not a curated record. The coding region runs from base 1 to 1200 and encodes 399 amino acids. Gene Ontology annotation, molecular function: DNA-binding transcription factor activity, RNA polymerase II-specific; RNA polymerase II cis-regulatory region sequence-specific DNA binding. Gene Ontology annotation, cellular component: nucleus. Lineage: Eukaryota; Metazoa; Chordata; Mammalia; Artiodactyla; Balaenopteridae.
AUGGAAGAACAGCAGCCGGAACCUAAAAGUCAGCGCGACUCGGGCCUCGGCGCGGCGGCGGCAGUGGCGGCGGCGGCGGCCCCCGGCAGCCUCAGCCUGAGCCUCAGCCCCGGCGCCAGCGGCAGCAGCGGCAGCGAUGGAGACAGCGUGCCGGUGUCUCCGCAGCCCGCGCCCCCCUCGCCGCCCGCGGCGCCCUGCCUGCCGCCCCUGGCCCACCACUCGCAUCUCCCCCCGCACCCCCCGCCCCCGCCGCCGCCGCCGCAGCAGCAUCUCGCGGCGCCUGCUCACCAGCCGCAGCCCGCGGCCCAGCUGCACCGCACCACCAACUUUUUCAUCGACAACAUCCUGAGGCCGGACUUCGGCUGCAAAAAGGAGCCGCCGCCGCCGCAGCUCCUGGUGGCGGCGGCGGCGGCGGCCGGAGGAGGCGCAGGAGGAGGUCGGGUCGAGCGUGACAGAAGCCAGACCGGCGCAGGUAGAGACCCUGUCCACCCGCUGGGCACGAGGGCGCCAGGCGCCGCCUCACUCCUGUGCGCCCCGGACGCGAACUGUGGCCCACCCGACGGUUCCCCGCCAGCCACCGCCGGCGGAGCGAGUGCGUCCAAAGCUGGGAACCCGGCAGUGGCGGCGGCGGCGGCGGCUGCGGCGGCCGUGGCAGCGGCGGCGGCAGCAGCGGCGGCCAAACCUUCGGACAGCGGCGGUGGCAGUGGAGGCGGCGUGGGGAGCCCGGGAGCGCAGGGUGCUAAGUACCCGGAGCACAGCAACCCGGCCAUCCUGCUAAUGGGCUCAGCCAACGGCGGGCCCGUAGUCAAAACUGACUCGCAGCAGCCCCUCGUGUGGCCCGCCUGGGUCUACUGCACGCGCUACUCGGAUCGUCCGUCCUCCGGUCCGCGCACCAGAAAGCUAAAGAAGAAGAAGAACGAGAAGGAGGACAAGCGGCCGCGGACGGCGUUCACGGCCGAGCAGCUGCAGAGACUCAAGGCGGAGUUCCAGGCGAACCGCUACAUCACCGAGCAGCGGCGGCAGACCCUGGCCCAGGAGCUCAGCCUCAACGAGUCCCAGAUCAAGAUCUGGUUCCAGAACAAGCGCGCCAAGAUCAAGAAAGCCACGGGCAUCAAGAACGGCCUGGCGCUGCACCUCAUGGCGCAGGGACUAUACAACCACUCAACCACUACGGUCCAGGACAAAGACGAGAGCGAGUAGCCGCCGCCGGCAGGGGCCGCGCGGUCCGGCCGCCGCGCCCGCGCCCCCUCCUGGUACCGCCACCGCCGCCUUGCCGGCCCCACGCCCCGGGAGAAAUAGUCAGCGCAAAGGAGGAGGAAGGGAACAACAGCGAAAAGAGAGAGAAAGGGGUCCCCAGGACGGAGAGUCGCGUUGGAACGAGACAUUUUUCCAAAGGGAGAAAGACUCGGACAGGUGCUAUCGAAAAAUCAGAUCAGUUCUCUCUUCACAGUAUAAGGGACGAAACUGCGAACUCCUUAAAGCUCUAUCUAGCCAAACCGCUUACGACCUUGUAUAUAUUUAAUUUCAGGUAAGGAAAAGAAUUAUGUGUAGCGAUCUCUAUUUGCUGGACUUUUUAUUAAUCUCCUUUAUUAUUAUUGUUAUAAUUAUUAUAAUUAUUAUAAUUAUUUUAUCCCCCGCCUCCGCCUCGCUGCCCCCAGCCCAGUUUCGUUUUCUUUUGAAUGUUACUGCUUCUCCGGUGCCUCCCGCCCCGCAUCGCUGGCCCUCGUUUCUCUGGGACUUUUCUUUGUGUGCGUGAGAGUGUGCUUCCUCGCGUGUCUGCCCUUCUCCCGGCCCCUUCUGUCGGUCUGUCUGUCCUGCUCCCCACCCCUUUCGUUUUCCGGAGACUUGUUGAGAAAUACGACCCCACAGACUGCGAGACUGAACCGCCGCUACAAGCCAAAGAUUUUAUUAUGUUCAGAAACCUGUAGUCUGAAAUAAAGUGUACGCUGUGCUCA